UCGGGUCAGCCUGGCGGGUUGUACUUCCGGUCUCGGCGGCUCCCGGCUGCAGUAGGCCUUGCGCUCGCUAUGAGCUUCUUGAAGCGCAUCCCGGAACCGAGCGAGGGGAUCCGGCUGCGGAAACCCGAUACGGAGGCCGUGCUCGGCGGACGCGGUCUGGGCACGGGCAGCCUGUACAUCGCGGAGAGUCGUCUGUCAUGGAUAACAGAUUCGGGCCUUGGAUUCUCAUUGGACUAUCCCAUCAUAAGUUUACAUGCCAUCUCCAGGGACUUGAAUGCUUACCCGUGGGAACACUUGUAUGUCAUGGUGAAUGCCAAGUUUGAAGAAGAAUCCAAAGACAGUCCCGUACCGGAGGAGGAAGAGGAGGAGAGUGACGACGAGCUUGAACCCAUCUCAGAAUUCCGAUUUGUACCCAGCGACAAAUCAGCAUUGGAGGCCAUGUUCACUGCCAUGUGUGAAUGCCAAGCCCUGCAUCCCGACCCGGAAGACGAAGACUCGGAUGGCAAUUACGACGGUGAUGAAUAUGAGCUCGAGGCUCACGAAAUUGGUCAAGGCGAUAUCCCCUCCUUCUACACGUACGAAGAAGGCUUGUCCCACUUAACGGCCGAGGGCCAAGCUACGUUGGAGAGGCUGGAGGGCAUGCUGGCCCAGUCCAUUAGCACCCAGUACCACAUGGCUGGGGUGAGAAUGGAAGAUACUCUCGGGGAAUUUGAAGAUGGAAUGGAAGUCGAUGCGGGCCCAGUAGUGACGGGACAGUUUGAGGAUGCCGACGUUGAUCAUUAAGAAAGAUUCUCCUGGGCGUCUUCCAAGACCGACAAGCUUACAAGAAUGACCACGGUUCCCCUAUAAGACCUAAACGUGAAGACUGUAAAUGGUUUUGUAGCUGUGCUUAUAAACAUGAUUUGACUUUUUUUCAUACACAUACAUGCAACACACACACAGGGGCAAUUAUAUCUUGGCUCUGAUUGGAGAUUAAUUAUGGCUUACAGGCCGAGGGCCUUUACAUGAUAUACUAAAGUAGGGAUGUCCAACUUCGUCAACUUUUAAGACUUGUGGACUUCAACUCCCAGAAUUCCCUAGCCAGCCAUGCUGGCUGGGGAAUUCUGGGAGCUGGAAGUCCACAAAUCUUAAAGUUGCCAAGGUUGGAUAGCCCGACACUAGAGGAAUAAAACUGUCACUUAGAACAAAAUUCUAGAUUCUUCCUGAAUCGUUCCCAUGUUUCAUGCUUGUUUGACUACAGCCAGGUUCACACAACAAGAAUUGUUAUGCUAGUAGUAUGUAGAGGGGUUAGCCAGUGCAACGACAGAGGUGCAAAGUCAAGGAAAUUGUGGAAACCCUACGAAGAAUUGAUUCGGUCUCUCUGAGGAUCUUUUAUUACGUUUCUGAGGGCCUCUUUUGGCCCCGAGCAGAUGGUUCUGCGCCACAGAUAAAUCUUGUUAUUUCUGUUAUUAAUACAAAUGAAGUGGUUCAAUAAAGAUAAUUUUUGUACCUUUAA
Molecule: messenger RNA, 1495 nt
Organism: Crotalus tigris (Tiger rattlesnake)
Lineage: Eukaryota; Metazoa; Chordata; Lepidosauria; Squamata; Viperidae
Gene: CLNS1A
Product: chloride nucleotide-sensitive channel 1A
Exons: 7
Coding region: 70-783 (237 amino acids)
Biological process (GO): spliceosomal snRNP assembly; cell volume homeostasis; mRNA cis splicing, via spliceosome
Cellular component (GO): plasma membrane; spliceosomal complex; methylosome
Source: RefSeq, a predicted model, not a curated record